AUGUUGGAGCGUAAGCGACGAAGAGUAGUCAAAGCUGGUGUUGAACCACAUCUUCUCAUCCGCAGACGUCCGAUUCGGGUAGUGAGUUGUCUGAAAGAGCUUUUGCCCGGACCAACGUGCGGGAUACAAGGAUGUCAUGAGUCAGUUCUGGCUCAGCAAAAGCAGGGAGUCUAUCCCCUGAAUCCACCUGCGUCUCUGAACAAUCACAAGAAGCUCCUUUCUCUACACUGGACGUCGGAGUCACCCAGUGGAGGGUACCGUAACGAAAUAGACCACAUCAUCGUCAAUAAAAGGUUCUGCCUAGCGGACGUCGCUGUUGUACCAAAGUUCUAUACGGGAUCGGACCAUCGCCUCCUCCGAGGAAGAUUUUCCUUCACAAAUAAAGAAGAGAAAACCGCCAAGUUCAGAGAGAAAGAGAGAGAAAGAAAUCCCAGAACUAUCAUCAACUGGGAUUUCUUCGCCAUGCUAGCCGGCUUUUGGGAAGAUUCCGCAAUGGACGACAUCCACGAGGAAUAUGACCGGUUCGUUGAAAACCUUCACGACUCUUUCGUGUCUUUUAAAACUCUUGAGCUGAUACGCCAGCGUGGAGCAGCACGUAGAGCAGGGAAACAGGAACCUCCGAGCUCGCAAGGCUUUGCAGAGAGGCGAUAA
Molecule: messenger RNA, 651 nt
Organism: Necator americanus (New World hookworm)
Lineage: Eukaryota; Metazoa; Nematoda; Chromadorea; Rhabditida; Ancylostomatidae
Exons: 3
Coding region: 1-651 (216 amino acids)
Source: RefSeq, a predicted model, not a curated record